AUGCCCCAGAACGACAAGUACUGUUGCGCCACGGAUCAGCGUACAGACUCUCCUCUUCUUCCAAAUGCACGAGAGGUCCAGCCGACCGGCAAGCGUCAAGAACCCUCAACCGACAAGCACGAAAACAAUGUUUCUCAAUCCUUGAGUUCGCGCCCUGAGGACCUGCAGGAAAUGCAGAUGUUAAUCUCCGAAGCACAAGCCGAAGCAAACAAGACAGAAGCUUCAGCGACGUCCCCUGGUCACAGUCACGCGGACAGCCCAAAGACGAAAGGCUUGAAGGGUUUCGUUAAACACCGCCUGAUGCGUGGCAGCAAGUCGACAUUCAGUCUUUUGAAGAAAUCUCAGGAGCAUCACGACAAGGACACGGAGACCCAGGAAAGGAAACAAGAAAUCAGAGCGGGCCUGUUGACCACCAGUAGGCCAGAAGAUGGUGGUUACGACUCUGAUGCCGCUUCUCUUCCAGAUGUUCGGAACAGUCUUGUGGAUCGCUUGACAAGAGAUCUGGAAGAGAAGGAUUCCCUGCCAGCGAAAGGACAAACCCAGGUCCAUAGGGAUGUACAAAGCAUUGAUUGGACCGGGCCAGCACCGACCCUCUUCAGUUGGCCAGAGCCAGACGAAAUAGGCCUUGCACUGACAAAAGACCCCAGUCCACGCGCAUCCACUCCAUCUCAUGUUGUCUCGGGUGUUGACAUCAUACCUUCCCACAACUAUAACCUCGACAAUACGCAUGCUGGAGUGUUGGAACCGCCACGUCGCCAACGGUCUCGAUCCGAGUCAAUAGUUGGGGAUCUUCCUAGCCCACCACUUCUCCAACCAACACGACUACCCAGUCUCUCUUCUUCCGUCAACACCCGGGCUAUGCGUCUUUCCGCAGACUCGCCUGUACACCAUGAGAGAUUUGAAACGCCUUCCGAAGAAUUUCCAGAUACUCAUGGCACUGCAGAAAAUGCCGCAACCAAAGAAGAUCUAAGCUGUGUGGAAGAAGUCGGCGAACCCGUUGCUGGGCCUUGGCCAACAUUUGGAUCGUCACCCGAAAGCAACGAGAGCUUGCCUCAGUCCGUCCAAGACCUUACGAUGGAAGUUACUGACCCCGACGUUGAGACUCCACAGCCUCCGAAAAGCCCUGCGAGGAAGGCAUGCAUUCAAUCUACAGAAUUCAAAGAGCCAGAAUCAGCGUCGCUCCAUCUUUACCAAAUGCGCAUCUCUCAACACCUUCGUACAGACUCUGUUCUCUCUAUGCCAGCUGACCCUGUCACGUCAUCCGCCGCUCAACUGGAAGUCAUCAGUAUGGUCAGCUCUCCUGAGGAUGCAGCCAGACUUGGACAGCUUCAAGGAAACAGCUGCCGUAAGCUGCAAAGGUCCAGUUCAGACUUUGCUUCUUCGAAAGUUCCGAUUGCGUGGGGACACGUAGUUGGCGAUGGGGACGCGUACAGUGCCAACGAGAACCCACGAACCGAUUCCCUUUACCAGACAAGUUCGGUAUACUCAACCCGACCAAACAGUCCCGGUCCGUAUGAUGAUGCAACAUCCGCAACCACUGCGAAAGCCCGCAAGACCGGAUACGAGAUCGUGAAUCUGUCUGAUGUUGCAUCCGUUCAGCCCGAUCGAUCGAACCUCGACAUGCCUGGCGGGUUCCCGGUAACACCUGCUCUGGUAGAACCCACUACCGAGCCGGAUGUUCAGGAAGGAAUGGACUCGGACAAGAUGAUCCGUAAUACAGCAGCCGAACGGCCCUUUAAGGUCGAGGACUCGGAAUCUAGUGGCUCGUCUGCUCCGCAGAACACUUCAGCACCUGAGACGCUACCCAAAGAGGAAACCGCCUCACGUAAACGCCCUUCGAAGCGCCCCUUCCCUUCAAAGAGCAAGUUCAGUGCUCUUUCUCUUUUUCGUCCGUACAAAUCACACGGGAAUUUGAAACAGCCUCCCUCCGUCCAGCUGAGACCACUUACUUCUCCUUCUCUUAAUGCUUUCUCUACCCUGAAUGUAGAUGGCCCAGCCCUCGAUGUGCAAAACCACAAUACACCUAAUCCAGCGCUUGGGCUGGAUGGACCCACCGAAGAUCCUACAGCGGAUCCUUUAGCACCCAAACCUGGACGACUUCACCGGGCAUGGGCUCUUGGCACUGGUCAUGAUGAGCAUCCUGCGUCACAGGCCAAGGUUUGGCAACGUGCUUUAGAAGCUCACCAAAAGGAAAAAUCAGCCCUGUUUCUGAGUCCAGAGCAGGGUGGCCGUUCCAAACAGAACGCUGAACAGAAUGCUGAGCAGAGCCUCUUUCGGCCUAGAAGCGGAAGCGUAGUUGCGAAAAAGAAAGACAAGGAGCGAAUUGGGAGUAAGAACGAAGGCCUCGAGAUCCCGGACAUCGGGCCAGUUGACUGGUUCGAAACAACAAGAAGGUCCAAGAGCUCGAACAGGGCGUCGAUCGUGAUGGACUCACUGGAGCGCGAGAUUGCAGGUGAGGCACCAAGGCCCCAAGGCCUUAACAAUCUCCUCGGCGAAGAUCUCUUCCAGCUCGACGUACUUUCUCGUUCGGGCCGUUCCCAAAAGGCUGGCGGCAUUACCCCCGCUGCCUCUCCUGGUAGGCUUAGCAAGGAGUCUCUUACUGCCCUAGACGAAGCCGUCGAAGACCCCUUCAGUGACGACCCCUUCGGUGACGACACUAACUUUCCGCUCGGAGCGUGGAGCCGUUACCCCAGUCACACACGCGGCGCGCGCACGGCCAGCGCCGGCGAGGUUGACCUUAUCCGCGCGCGCGACUUUGCCUACGAGUUGCGCCUAUCUGACAUCGUAGAUGAGACGCCUGUCGAUAGUGAAGAUGAGGACGAGCAGCAGGGCGGCAAAGGCAAGGGCAAGAAGCCGAGAGCUCCGACUGCUGCUACGAAUAGGACCAUGACGCCUCUGGCGCAGCGCAAGGGAAAGUACAAGUCUCGGAUUGGCACCGUGCCGAAGAGCAAAAGCAUAACUUUUGGUCGCAACUUUUUGCGCAACUAUGCCCGCAUCUUCCGCAGCCAGAGCGAAGAGUUUCGGCGCUGGGGGCACGGCCACCGCAGCUCGAUUGCUGAGGGCGGUGUGCUUGAACAUCCUGAGCUGGAGAUCUUACCAUCAGUGUGGUCAGCUGGGUACCACUCUCAGGCAGUGGCAAAUGAAGAGCAAGGUACAGCGGCCAAUGCUAAUAAGAGCGAGACCGAAGAGCCUGGGAGAGCGGAUUCAAAGCCACAGGUUGACGGAACGUCAGCCUCGACCACCGUGCUACCUCCACGCUUCAACAAUCUCUCUAACAACCAAAAGAAAGCGACACUCAGUCUAGGAAAGAACCAGUCCGCACCCUCCCUGCGCAGGCGCUGGCCCCGCACCCACAAGAACUCCGACAGCGAAUGGAAAGCCGAAGCGCGGAUUAUGCUGCAGGCAUACGACACAGACUCGCCUAGUAGUGCGUCCCAGCAGCGCAAUGAGCACAGCAACUCCUCACGCAGGCAGAAAGGCAAGCUUAGGAAAGAGAAAGAGAAAGGGAAAGAGCAGCAGAAGCAGGCGCAUGUGCCUGAGAGCUCACGCGAGUGGCGCGUCAAUGCAAGGAUCUGGACACGGUUCGCCGAUGCGCCGAACCGUAAGGGAGAGACUGUUGCUCCUUCACCGCCAGCCAAAGCCAGCGAGGGCAGCGUGCCUGUGUCUCUACCUCCGACUUCAGCUCCGGCGCCUGCGCCUGCGCGCGUGCCCUCACCGCAGGGCGCCGCUCCCGCCUCUUCAUGCCCUCCACAACAGAAACAACAACAACACCGCCCAGUCAAGCUCUCAGCCGCGCGCUCUUCGUCCGAGGAAUGGCGCUCCGAUGCGCGCCUCUUCAGCCAGUACUACGAGAACUGCCUCGAUCCCUUCCCCUUGUUCGGCAGCAGUGGAGAAAACGGGCCCGAGAGCCCCAUUGUGAGGGCGGCUGCUGCUAGUGAUAGCCCUGUCAGAGGCGCAGUUUUGGUCCGGAGGGAUAGUGAACGAAGAAGGACCGACGUGGGGACGAAGAGCUUGGGGAGGGCGAGCGGCGGAGUCAGGGUUGUGUGGAGGAGUUUGUCGGGGAGUAUGGGAGGGAGUUGGGGGAGUGGCGAGGAUAGUGGUGAGGUUAGUGGUGAGGUUAGUGGUAAGGUUAAUGGGGGUGUGGGUGCGGAGAAGGAGAGUCCUGUCAGGGGGAGUACUAUAGAUUUUCUGAGGGUGUUGGAGGAAGGAGAGGAAAGGGAGCGCGAGAAGGCGAUUAGGGAGGCCGGAAGCGUGUCGUGA
Molecule: messenger RNA, 4260 nt
Organism: Aplosporella prunicola CBS 121167
Lineage: Eukaryota; Fungi; Ascomycota; Dothideomycetes; Botryosphaeriales; Aplosporellaceae
Exons: 2
Coding region: 1-4260 (1419 amino acids)
Source: RefSeq, a predicted model, not a curated record